AUGCCAGAAGAGUUCAAGGAGGCAGCCGGGACCCUGCAGGAGCAGAAGAGUCUCAUCACUCAGUUGGAGGAAGAUCUGAGGAAUGUCAACGCUUUGUCUAGUAUGUUCAGGGGAGACGCUGAGGGUGAGCCCGGCCCAGGGGACCCACACAGUGAACUGAUGGCCAACAUUGUCAAGGAGGUCUCAAUGUACCCAGCAGGUGAGUCUAAUAAAUCUGCUGCUGACUCCUUGCUGCCCAUUGUCCAGAGUCAGAGGGAGCGCUAUAGACUCCGAGCACAGGAGCUGGAGGCGCAAACCAUGAGCCAGCAGCAACAGGUGACCCUGCUACAGAAUGAGAUGGACAAGCUGCGCUCAGACAACGUCAAGCUGUAUGAGAAGAUCAGGUUCCUGCAGAGUUAUCCCUCCAAGGUGUCUGCAUCUGAUGACAUCACCAGCGCCUACUCCAGUCAGUACGAGGAGAGACUUGACCCCUUCACAUCUUUCAGCAGGAAGGAACGACACAGACGCUACCUUGAGCUGAAGCCUUAUGACAAGAUCACGCUGAGUAUGGGUCGUCUGAUCAUGGGGAACAAAACAGCCAGGGUGUUUGCUUUCUUCUACACGGUCAUCCUACAUCUCAUGGUCUUCUUGGUCCUGUACAAGCUGGCACACACAGAGUCGUGCAAGAGAGAUGCCCUGGCAGACUGGCACCAGAAGUAUGCGGAGCACAUGAUGAACGUCCACGGCACAGACGAAGCUCUGGAACACGCAGGCCACCAACACAGCUAG
Physella acuta is the source of this 768-nucleotide messenger RNA. RefSeq names its product protein CASP-like. The record is from RefSeq and is a predicted model, not a curated record. Lineage: Eukaryota; Metazoa; Mollusca; Gastropoda; Physidae. Gene Ontology annotation, biological process: intra-Golgi vesicle-mediated transport. Gene Ontology annotation, cellular component: Golgi membrane.